AUGUUUGAAGAUCGUGAGUUGUUUUGGCUAUUUUUUGCUAAUGCUGAAGAUUCCGGGAGUUGCAAGAUCCAGCGUCAUCAGUUCAAGGUGACUUUGGAGACGCCGGAUGGCACCUCGACCAUCGAGUGUCCGGAAGACGUGUACAUCCUGGAUCAGGCUGAGGAGGACGGAAUCGAGCUGCCGUACUCCUGCCGCGCUGGCUCUUGCUCCAGCUGCGCCGGCAAGGUCCUGUCGGGCGAAAUCGACCAGAGUGACCAGGCCUUCCUGGACGACGACCAGAUGAGCGACGGCUUUUGCCUGACGUGCGUCACUUACGCGACUUCAGAUGUCACAAUCAAGACCCACUGUGAGGAUGAGCUGUAG
Molecule: messenger RNA, 363 nt
Organism: Symbiodinium natans
Lineage: Eukaryota; Dinophyceae; Suessiales; Symbiodiniaceae
Source: the annotation of a GenBank genome assembly